Brassica napus (rape) is the source of this 2599-nucleotide messenger RNA. Its product is annotated as trehalose-phosphate phosphatase A. Bases 1316 to 2455 code for a protein of 379 amino acids. Gene Ontology annotation, molecular function: trehalose-phosphatase activity. Gene Ontology annotation, biological process: trehalose biosynthetic process. The transcript is spliced from 11 exons. NCBI's taxonomy places the organism in Eukaryota, Viridiplantae, Streptophyta, Magnoliopsida, Brassicales, Brassicaceae. The record is from RefSeq and is a predicted model, not a curated record.
UUGUUCUCUGCAAAUCUUAAAAAUUAUUUUCUCUCCUCCCCCAUUUAUUUUCUGUGUCCCUUAUUUGAUUGCUGAGAAACCGCCAGAGAAAAACCUCCAUCUCUUUUAAAGAUAUUUCUUCUUCUUCCCGUUGUUUCUGCUUUCAGUUUCGAAGCAUUUUUCUCAGGAAUUUGCGUAGCUUAAAGGUUCGUGUUUUCACUUGUAAAAAUUACACAUUUAACAAUUUAUCCCCUCUCUGUUCUUUGUUAUGAGCUUGGACUCGUUUAACAAUAUGAUAAAAUGCCUGACCCAGUUUUAAGAACUUGAUUUUUUUUAAAAAAAUUCUUCUGGUUUUUCUUUUGGAAUGGGUACUUUGUUCUGUGGGUGGAUUUUGGUUGAGAAUGACAAUGAUUUGUCAAAGCUUCACGCGCAAUAGUGGUGGUGGGUCUUAACAUGUUUUCUUAAUUGUCUAUAUCCUUGCAAGUGUGUAAAUUGUUUCCUUCGAAACAAUACAAAUAUGUAUAUUAAUUGGCCAUACUGUUUUCAAUUUUUAUAUAUAUAUAUGCAUCUGUCUUCUUUCAAUGUGUGUUUUGCCUUUUCUGGAAUGUAAUUUUCACAACACUAGUUUCUCUCCAAGCGUGUGUAUGUAUUUGCAGAACCAUUAUGUGUGUGUGCCUGAUUAUAUGUGAGGUUAUGAAUUUUUUGGCUCUGUCCUUGAGCUUCAUAUAAUGGUCAAAUGGUGAAGGAUUUGAGAUUUAUUUAUUUUUAUCUCAUUAACGCGGAAGAAAUUCUAGGACAAAUAUUCCCAAAUUGUAUGCCUUUGGUAGCAACAAUCAUAGAAGUUCUAUUACAAAACUCUCUCUCUCUCUCUCUCUCUCUCUCUCUGGUGUUAACUCUUUGCAAUUUUUUUUUUUUUUUUUUAAGUUUAACUCUUUGCAAAAUUCUAUUACAAAGUCAAGUCUUUCCAUGAAUCAUGUUGUUAUCUUGGUUAACCUUUCAUAACAACUGUCAGCAAAAUACAAAAACAGGAAUCUUUUUGUUUGUUUCUCAUUUUUGAUUAAUAAGCUUGAGGCCAAUAUGGUACUCUGUGGUACACAAUGUUCUCCUGUCCUAGCUUAAGAGAAUGCUUUCAAAAUAUUUAAUUUCUUGAGUCAGCAGGAUAAUUUCUCUAAGUAUUUUUCAAGUCUAAACUGGUUCUAUUUCUUCUUGGCAUCUUACAUUAUUUCAGGGUCCUUGAGGAAGAGGAUUCUUAACUGAGUUGAAAAUCGAGUAGAGGCUUCUUUUAUAUCCACUGUCCGUUGAAGGAACUCGAGGAUAUAUAACAUCUGGUCUUGUUAUGGAGAUAAAAUCUGGUCACUCGUCUCCUGUAAUGACUGAUUCUCCACCGAUAAGCAACUCAAGAUUAACCAUUCGUCAGAAUAGACUACCAUGCUCAUCAGCAGCGUUCUCAGAGAACAACAAUCUUUUGCUAACCGUUCCCAGAAAGAAAACUGGGAUUCUUGAUGAUGUCAAGUCUUGUGGUUGGCUCGAUGCAAUGAAAUCUUCUUCUCCUCCCCCAGCAAUACUUAACAAAGACAGCAUUAGCAGCGAUGCGAGUUACCGCGAAUGGACGCUCAAGUAUCCAUCAGCUCUUACUAGUUUUGAGAAAAUCACGAGUUUUGCAAAAGGGAAAAGAAUAGCAUUGUUUCUUGAUUAUGACGGGACACUUUCGCCUAUAGUUGAGGAACCUGACUGCGCUUACAUGUCAAGUGCUAUGCGUACUGCGGUGCAAAACGUUGCCAAGUACUUCCCAACCGCGAUCAUUAGUGGAAGAAGCCGUGAUAAGGUGUAUGAGUUUGUUGGACUGAGUGAACUUUAUUACGCCGGAAGCCACGGAAUGGACAUCAUGAGUCCUGCAGGAGAAUCUUUAAACCAUGAACAUCUCAGCCGUACUGUAUCAGUUAACGAACAGGGGAAAGAUGUGAAUCUAUUCCAGCCUGCUAGCGAGUUUCUACCGAUGAUUGAUAAGGUGCUUUGUUCGCUUGUGGAGAUUACAAAAGAUAUCAAAGGGGUGAAAGUAGAAGACAACAAGUUCUGCAUCUCUGUGCAUUACCGCAAUGUAGAAGAAAAGAACUGGACAUUGGUUGCACAACGCGUUGAUUAUGUCAUUAGAACAUAUCCAAAGCUACGUCUAACACAUGGCCGGAAGGUUUUAGAGAUCCGUCCAGUUAUUGACUGGGACAAAGGAAAAGCUGUGACAUUUUUACUCGAAUCUCUUGGCCUAAACAACUGUGAUGAUGUUCUUCCAAUCUAUGUCGGGGAUGAUCGAACAGAUGAAGAUGCAUUUAAGGUGUUACGAGAUGGACCAAACCACGGUUAUGGUGUAUUAGUCUCUGCUGUGCCUAAAGACACCAAUGCCUUUUACUCCCUUCGUGAUCCAUCCGAGGUGAUGGAGUUUCUGAAAUCAUUAGUUACCUGGAAGAGAUCAAUGGUUUAGUAGAAGAACAAGAAGAUGAAGUAGAAGAAAAUGGCUGACUAUAUAAUAUUUAUUUAUAUAUAUAUGGAAGUUAGAAAAUUAUUGUUGUUAUACAGAUGGAAUGGAGAAAGAGAUGAUGCAAAAGUAAAGCAUUUAGUUUUCUUU